Messenger RNA from Eutrema salsugineum, 657 nucleotides. RefSeq names its product defensin-like protein 11. NCBI's taxonomy places the organism in Eukaryota, Viridiplantae, Streptophyta, Magnoliopsida, Brassicales, Brassicaceae. The record is from RefSeq and is a predicted model, not a curated record. Bases 176 to 436 code for a protein of 86 amino acids. The transcript is spliced from 2 exons.
GACAAGAUAAGCGAUCAUAGCCAGAUAUAUAUAAAACGGUUGUGUGUCUCGCACGUCUUGGGAAAUAUUCAUAAUCAUUUCUCUCAUUAUCAUAAGUCAACGAAAUUUGCACUACAUAAAUGCCCCUCCAACCACAAAAGAAGAAAAGAAAGAUAUAACACACAAAGCAAUAAAAAUGGCGAACACCACAAGUUUAUGUGCCCUUGUUCUCACGCUCUUGUUGGUCUCCGCAGGAUUAGUGGAGAGAGGAGAAGCGCAAGGGUGUACAGAGUGGGAAUGCAAGCGUCUACCGAACUUCAAGUGCUGGAUGGGAGGAGUUGGUAAAAAGCUUUGCAACGACUUCUGCAAGAACGAAGGAGCCGCUCUCGGCGUUUGCGUCUCAGACGCCGCCACUGCUUCCCACCGUUGCCUUUGCCGCAGCGCCGGAUGCUCCUAAUUUAAGCCAUAUAUGUCCCUUGAAUGAUCACCUCCUUCUUGAUCAUUCCAUAUGUGUAAUAAUUAUUUAUGUACAUGUCCAAGCAGACGAGAGCUGUUUUACAAUCCUAAGAAGAAGAAAACAAAACCAAAAAUAUGUUUAUGUUCUUGCUUACGUUCGUACGUUUGUGAUUAAUUGCUUUUGACCUGUGAUUAUUGAUUGAAAAGAAAGAAACGAAAAAA